This is a messenger RNA of Actinia tenebrosa (Australian red waratah sea anemone), 1637 nucleotides long. RefSeq names its product NADPH:adrenodoxin oxidoreductase, mitochondrial. The record is from RefSeq and is a predicted model, not a curated record. NCBI's taxonomy places the organism in Eukaryota, Metazoa, Cnidaria, Anthozoa, Actiniaria, Actiniidae. Gene Ontology annotation, molecular function: oxidoreductase activity.
GUCUGGGAACUAGUCAAGUGACCCAUUAAUAGAGGCGUUCGUUACUUAGGGUCCAAUGUAAUGUUCCAAGCAGUUAAAUUAUCGUAAAAUGAGAUCGACUGUAGCAAUUAAACAAUUAUUUAAUCAAGGAUUUUACCGCUCGAGGACUAAAUACUCAAACAUUCGUAUUAUUUAUAGACAUUUUAGUUGCUCAUCUAGUGGGUCUGGUUCGCCCAGGCAAAGCUCUCAGAAUCCUCGAGUGUGCAUUGUUGGAGCGGGUCCUGCUGGAUUCUAUACUGCACAGCAGAUACUCAAGUCACAUGAUUCAGUCCAUGUAGAUAUAAUUGAGUGUUUACCAAUUCCGUUUGGUCUUGCAAGAUUCGGCAUCGCACCAGACCAUCCAGAAACAAAGAACUGCAUCAACCAAUUCACUACAACUGCUUUGUCAGAAAGAUGCUCAUUUUAUGGGAACAUUAAUGUUGGGAAAGACGUCAAAGUCAGUGACCUACAGCAAGCUUAUGAUUCAGUUGUCCUGUGUUAUGGAGCAGAAGAUGACAGAAGACUUGGGAUCCCAGGAGAGGAUUUACAUGGAGUGUAUGCAGCAAGAGCUUUUGUUGGCUGGUAUAAUGGACUACCAGAAAACAUUGAAUUGUCUCCAGAUCUGAGCUCAGAAACAGCAGUCAUCCUUGGACAAGGAAAUGUAGCUCUGGAUGUGGCAAGGAUCCUUUUGUCUCCAAUCAGUUUUCUUGAGCAAACAGAUAUCUGUGAACAUGCUAUUGAGGCCUUGAAGUUGAGCAAAGUAAAGACUGUGUACAUUGUUGGAAGAAGAGGACCUUUACAGGUUGCCUUUACGAUCAAGGAACUACGAGAGUUAACCAAAAUAGCAGGGACAAGGGCAGUGUUCCCUCCUGAUGACAUGAAGCCAAUGAAAGAAGUUCUUCCCAAAAUUCCAAGAUCACGUAAAAGGUUAACAGAAUUGAUGUACAAAAUUGCAUUAGAAGAACAUACUCCUCAAGAGACUGAACGGCGUCUCCAGGCAACCACUGAAUGGCGAGUCAAGUUUUUACGGAGUCCAGUGGAAAUUUUUUCAAUGAAUGAUGGGUCACGUGUUGAAGGAAUAAGAUUAGAAAUAAACAAACUAGUAGAGUCUCCUGCAGGUGUGGCUCGUGCUGAAGGGACCGGGCAAACAGAAGAUGUACCAUGUGGACUGGUGUUUCGUAGCAUUGGGUACAAAAGCGUCCCAAUCGAUGAUACGGUCCCUUUCGAUCAUAAAAAUGGCAUCAUACCAAAUGAAGAUGGCAGAGUCCUUGGCACCACUGGUCUAUAUUGCAGUGGAUGGGUACGACAUGGACCUGUUGGGGUCAUCGCCACAACAAUGAACGAUGCGUUUGCAACAGGAAAACUAGUGGUCCAAGAUCUUAACGCAGGAAUAUCGAGUCACAGUGCAUCUGAACGAGGUCUGACAGCAAUCCAAGGAUUACUAGAAAAGAAAGGGAAUGAAAUAGUUCGUUUCGACGAAUGGGAGAAGAUUGACAGAAAAGAACAAGAGCGAGGAAAGAAAAAUGGAAAACCACGAGAAAAAAUAGUAUCCACUAAAGAAAUGUUACAAGUAGCGAAAGGAUAAAAGGAUGAAGAAAUAAAAGGUUGAUGUGCUUGUA